GACAGUGAAAGACUUCCUCUCAAAGCUGUUUAAAUGAGAAUGUCCCUGGCCCAAAGAGUACUACUGACAUGGCUUUUUACGUUACUCUUCCUAAUCAUGCUGGUGCUGAAGCUGGAUGAGAAAGCACCGUGGAACUGGUUCCUCAUUUUUAUUCCAGUCUGGAUAUUUGAUACUAUUCUUCUAGUUAUGUUAAUUGUAAAAAUGGCUGGACGGUGCAAGUCCGGCUUCGACCCUCGCAAUGGCUCCCAAAACAUGAAGAAAAAAGCCUGGUACCUGAUUGCAAUGCUGCUGAAGUUAGCCUUCUGCCUCGCCCUCUGCGCUAAACUGCAGGGAUUUACUGUGAUGAAACUGGCCUAUGUAUUUAUCCCUCUGUGGGCCUUGCUUAUCGGGGGUAUGGUUGAACUUGGGUAUAAUAUCUUCUAUGUACGAAGAGACUAA
Antrostomus carolinensis (chuck-will's-widow) is the source of this 438-nucleotide messenger RNA. RefSeq names its product transmembrane protein 60 (gene TMEM60). The transcript has a single exon. The coding region runs from base 34 to 438 and encodes 134 amino acids. Lineage: Eukaryota; Metazoa; Chordata; Aves; Caprimulgiformes; Caprimulgidae. The record is from RefSeq and is a predicted model, not a curated record.